CUAUCCCACUGCCUAAAGUUUUAGAAGAUCAAGAUCACGGUUAUGGUAAUCUUCAAAUUGACAAACUUAACCCACCCGUUAAUGGUAGUAUCGAUUCAUUUACUACAACCUUAAAUAUAACCUUUUUUGAUCCCAUUUUUUUGUCGAUCGACAAAAUAUCUGGUUAUAUUACCAUUUAUAAGACUUCUGAUAAUAGUAUUAGACAAAAAAUUUCUCCAACAAUGAAUGAUUUUUGUAAAAUUAGUUUGGAUGGAAAAACUCUUUAUAUAAAUGUUAUUAAUAGUGUAUUUAAUCAGUUUGGUGAAAGUUAUUAUGUGCAAAUGGAUAAUAAUUUUGUUAAAAGUAAAUUUUAUAAUGAACCUUUAAAAGGGAUUGGUGAUGGGAUUUGGAUCCUUACUUCAAGUAUUAAGAACAAUGUAAUUACAGAUAAUUCUUCAGAUAGCGCUAUUGUUGGUAUAGCCGGUAUCAAAAAAGAUGCCAAGGAAAA
Molecule: messenger RNA, 487 nt
Organism: Racocetra persica
Lineage: Eukaryota; Fungi; Glomeromycota; Glomeromycetes; Diversisporales; Gigasporaceae
Source: the annotation of a GenBank genome assembly